Molecule: messenger RNA, 799 nt
Organism: Somion occarium
Lineage: Eukaryota; Fungi; Basidiomycota; Agaricomycetes; Polyporales; Cerrenaceae
Source: the annotation of a GenBank genome assembly
GGAUCGUACUUCGACUCCUGUCUUCCCUUCCCCACCAUUGUCUACUGAAUCUCCAGCUUUUGGAUUAUCCUCAAACACAGAAUGUUUGCACUUCCACCCAUACUGUAUUCGAUUCCAAGGAACCCAAUUACAGCUGUUGGACUGCCAGUAUUCUUCGGAAUGCUGAGCGGAAGUCCUACUAGCAAGGAAGUGCAGGGCACAUGGUAUAAGAGCUUGAAAUUCCCGCCUGGACGGGUCCCAGACCAAGUCUUUCCCGUCAUGUGGGCCAUUCUAUACACUGGGAUGGGAUAUGCGUCUUAUGUUGCUUUGAAGUCAUAUGACAGUGCAACCAUUUCAGAGACGGCGGCCUCCAAUAUCUCAAAAGGCCUAGCCAUCUACUAUGGACAGCUAGCUUUGAACUGCGGUUGGUCCAGUCUCUUCUUCGUGAAGAAACGGGUUGGCCUGGCAUUGUUGGACAGCAUUGCUAUCACUGCCUCAUCAGCGUGUAUGACUGUACUCUUUCAUAAAGCGACAGAUGGCGCAACCACCUACUUCCUUGCUCCAUAUUGCGCUUGGCUUUGCUACGCAACUUACAUCAACGCUUCCGUUUGGUACUUAAACCGUGGGCGUAAAGUCACCGGUGAAGACUGAAUGCUCCAGGGGAGAAUUUUCUACGGAGGGAAUGAUAUUUCGCUGAUUACAGUAGUUUGAAGAAGGGGGCUGCUCAGUCAUAGUUAACAAACAGACAUUACUGAACACAUGUACAAACGACUUCGAAAUGAAUUUAAUACAAUCGACAAUCCCAAAUAUCAUGGUUUCA